CUUUGCGUCUUCGGUACUGAUGAUCAGUUACCACGCACCUUAAUAAUUUCCUACUACCUUUACAAAAAAAGAAAAAAAAAAGCUUCCGUUUUUUGGCAACCGUACCAGCUGUUAAUCCAGAUAACAAACAUCAAUGGGAAGAGCACCAGCUUGUUGUGAGAAGAAUGGGCUCAAGAAAGGUCCUUGGACUCCAGACGAAGAUCUUAAGCUCAUAAACCAUAUUCAGCUCCAUGGUCCUGGCAACUGGAGAAACCUUCCAAAGAAUGCUGGUUUGCAAAGAUGUGGAAAGAGCUGUCGUUUGCGAUGGACUAACUAUUUGAGGCCUGAUAUCAAGAGGGGAAGAUUCUCAUUUGAAGAAGAAGAGACAAUAAUCCAAUUGCACAGUAUCUUAGGAAACAAAUGGUCAUCCAUAGCCGCUCGAUUACCGGGAAGAACUGAUAAUGAAAUCAAGAAUUACUGGAACACCCACAUCAGAAAAAGGAUGCUAAGAAUGGGAAUUGAUCCUGUGACUCAUGCUCCUCGCCUCGAUCUUCUUGAUCUAUCCUCCAUCCUAAGUUCAUCUGUUUGCAACCCCACAAUCCUCAAUGUGUCAAACUUACUGGCCGGCUCUCAACCCCUUGUGAAUCCAGAAAUGUUAAAGCUAGCCGCCGCUAUCUUGUCACUAAAACAGGAAAACCUAAUACCCAUAGCAAGAAAUCUUCAGGAAAACCAGAUUUUCGAUUCCUUAAUGCAAAACCAAGUCCAACCGUUACAGCUUAAUCAGUAUCAAACUCCAGUACUACAACAAGGGUUGUUCUCAUCGGAGAUGUCAAACCAACUCGUGCAAGCCAAUAAUUUAGAAGGGUUAUGUUCGAAGGUGGCAACUUUUGGUAAUUGCUCAGAUAAUUCGAUACCUUCAGACUUGAAUGAAGAUUUUGUUUGCCACCCAAACCAUGGGAAUUGCAGCUCUAAUCCUACGGUUCCUGAUAUACAAGAAAAUUCAGAUUUCCAGUCACUAUACAAUAGCAAUCAGAAUUUCAGCUUUGAGUCUGUUUUGUCAACACCAAUAUCAAGCCCUACUCCCAUGAAUUCAUCUUCUACAUUCAUCAACAGCAGCACUGAAGAUGAGAAAGAAAGCUACUGCAGCAACUUGUUUAAGUUCGAAAUUCCAGAGGGCUUGGACUUCGAUGAAUUCAUGUAAUCAAAUUAUGUAUAUAGCCAGAUAUAUAUAUGAGUGAUCAUGUUUCUCCUUUUUUGUUUUGUUUUUUGUUUUUGUUUUUUUUUUUUCUCUUGGGGGGUUUCGGUUUGUAGUGGA
Molecule: messenger RNA, 1294 nt
Organism: Juglans regia (Persian walnut)
Lineage: Eukaryota; Viridiplantae; Streptophyta; Magnoliopsida; Fagales; Juglandaceae
Product: transcription factor MYB102-like
Exons: 3
Coding region: 134-1180 (348 amino acids)
Source: RefSeq, a predicted model, not a curated record